AUCAUAAACGGACUUCUAUUGUUUGCAAUUGCGGCAUACCCCCUGUCUACUUCCGAACCACCCUCGUCGUCAUAAGCCGAAGUGUAUACGCUCGACAUCUGACAACAUGCCUGGCCGUCUUCUCUCCAGUUUCGUUCGCCCCUCCAUCUCCCACCAUUCCUCCAUCUCGCAUUCCAACUCCUCAUCCUCUUCCUCUGUGAACGAAAUCCCACACCAUACAAUGGUCUCCAAGAAGCCAUCCGCUCACGGCGGUGCGGAAAGACCCCGUUCUCCCGAGCGUCGCUUGUCUUUCGCGGUCGAGCACCUCAUUCACCCCCACCGGGACCACAGCAAGGACAAGCGACGAAGCCAUGGCCGGUCAUCUCGUUCAAAGGAGCGUGCCGGACAGGAGGACGGUGCCCAUGCUCAUGCCAAGCUAGACGUCAUCGUCGAAUCGCCGCCGCUGGUGUGCUACGGAUCCCCUGCCAACUCCACAGGCGCGCUGUUUUCGGGGCGUCUGAAGAUCAGUGUCUCAGAACUGGCCGGCAUGAUCACCUUGGAUACGUUUGAUAUGCGUCUGAUGAGCAGGCUGACGACGAAGAAGCCGGUGUCCAGGGACUGCGCCAAUUGCGCCGCGCGUACCGAAGAACUGACUCACUGGAACUUCCUGACAGAGCCAAUUCACCUCAAGAAUGGCGAUCAUGAAUUCCCCUUCAGCUAUCUGUUCCCCGGCAACCUUCCCGCCUCCUGCAACGGUUCGCUAGGCCAGGUCGAAUAUUUCCUAUCUGCACGUGCUCACAACGUCAACGGUGAGGAAUACACCUAUAAGAUGCCGGUGCACAUUAAGCGUGCUAUCCUUCCCGGCAAUGACAAAUCAUCCAUCCGCAUCUUCCCGCCCACCAAUCUCACCGGCCGCAUCGUCCUUCCCUCGGUUGUGCACCCCAUUGGCACUUUCCCCGUUCAGAUGACUCUCAGUGGAGUUGUGGAUAAGGGCGAAGAGACUCAGACUCGCUGGCGUCUGCGUAAGAUGAUGUGGCGCAUCGAGGAGCACCAGAAGAUCGUAUCAACCGCCUGCACCAAGCAUGCUCACAAGAUUGGGGGCGAGGGCAAAGGAGUCCUGCACCAAGAAACACGCAUCAUUGGCCACAAUGAAGAGAAGGAAGGCUGGAAAACCGAUUUUGAUACCGCCGGCGGCGAAAUCAGCAUGCAGUUCGAGGCGAACAUCAACCCUUCUUGCAACCCCGUGUGCGAUCUCGAGGCCCAAGGUGGCUUGGAAGCGCGACACAAUCUCGUCAUCGAAUUGAUUGUAGCAGAGGAGUUCUGCCCGAAUCGCAACCCCCGGCUCAUCACCCCCACUGGAGCGGCGCGCGUCUUGCGUAUGCAGUUCCACCUGCAUGUCACGGAGCGAAGCGGACUUGGUAUCAGUUGGGAUGAAGAAAUGCCACCUGUGUAUGAAGACGUUCCUGCUAGUCCUCCUGGAUACACCAUGCUGGAUGGAUCUAGCAUUAUGGAGGAUUACCAUGGGUCUCCCAUCCACCUCCCGGAGUAUGAGGAACUGGACCGCAUGGAGUCCCUUCGAUUGGACAGUGACUCAACUCACUCAUCUCGGGGCCGAUCUCGACUGACGACCGAUGAUCUGACUACUGAGCCGCUGGGACACGGAGUUGGCGAUCGAGCCCCAUCCGUGGAUUCUCGAAGCUCCAGACAUGCCUAACGCUUUCGUUACCACCAUAUUUUCUAUUUAUUAUUUCUUCUUUUCAACACACGUGUGGACUGGACAUGUCCAUCCAACUCUACGCCACUUACGACGUUACGAUUAUUCACGAAUUGAACGAUGGUUAAAUCAGAGGGAUUCGGAUCGAUCCAUCAGUUGCUCUCAACAGUCACUC
Messenger RNA from Aspergillus ibericus CBS 121593, 1868 nucleotides. RefSeq names its product alpha-arrestin. Gene Ontology annotation, cellular component: plasma membrane; cytosol; cytoplasm. Gene Ontology annotation, molecular function: ubiquitin protein ligase binding; protein-macromolecule adaptor activity. Lineage: Eukaryota; Fungi; Ascomycota; Eurotiomycetes; Eurotiales; Aspergillaceae. Bases 107 to 1693 code for a protein of 528 amino acids. The transcript has 2 exons. The record is from RefSeq and is a predicted model, not a curated record. Gene Ontology annotation, biological process: ubiquitin-dependent endocytosis.